Oncorhynchus mykiss (rainbow trout) is the source of this 3144-nucleotide messenger RNA. RefSeq names its product polypeptide N-acetylgalactosaminyltransferase-like 6. The record is from RefSeq and is a predicted model, not a curated record. Gene Ontology annotation, cellular component: Golgi apparatus. Gene Ontology annotation, molecular function: polypeptide N-acetylgalactosaminyltransferase activity. Gene Ontology annotation, biological process: protein O-linked glycosylation. NCBI's taxonomy places the organism in Eukaryota, Metazoa, Chordata, Actinopteri, Salmoniformes, Salmonidae.
GUUUCGUGCCAAAGUGCUGUCGGAUUCACUGCUAUGUGGUCGCGUUGGCGCUCCUUGUCCCUAUCCCACACCUCGCUCUUGCCUUUGAAGGGAUCGCCAAGCCGUAGGAAUGUUCCCACAUUAAUGCGCAGUGCACGUGGUUCUUAACCGCAAUAUCUAAAAACCUGGUAUUGAGGAGCGACAUUGCGAAAGGAGGGGGAGAACAUAAUUUCUACCUAGAUGUGGGAGAAAUGCAGCUCGUGAGGGAUUUUCUGAUUCAGGAAGAGCGCGAGACGGACUCGAAAUUCCCUCACGUGCGCAUCGUGGGAGAUAAAGCUGUUCAACGCUUCUAUUUUUUGUCUUGAUUUAUAACAGAAAUGCGGCCGAAAAGGUCCUAAACAAUCACGGUAAAUGGGGCAACAUGCAAAUACGCACCGACAGUGAACGUUUGUCAACAGCUCCAGGAGGUGGUUUGCCACCGACCAACAAAUAAUAUUUCAACCCGAGUGGCACGAGCCAAGAAGAACGGACUCCGUAGUUUUUAGAUAUUGGGAUUAUAUCUUCUUACUUGGGUGUCCACGAUGAAGAGGAGACAGAAGCGAGUGUUGCAAAUGGCCUUCGUAUUCAUGGUGGCUUUGAUAUUUCUGCCAAACGUCGGACUGUGGUCUUUAUACCGGGAGAAACACCUGAUGAAGUCGCACGAGGCCGGCGAACAGGGCUUCUCGCUGGGGCUGAGCGAAGGACACAUUUACACCUGGACGGACGGCUUGAGGAGGAGAGACUGGCAUGAUAACGAGAGCAUCAGGAGAGACGAACUGCGUGUCGGGAAAGGGGAGCACGGCAAGCCCUACCCUCUGGCUGAGGAUGAGUGUGACGACUCGGUUUACAAGGAGAACGGCUUCAAUAUCUACGUUAGUAACAACAUCGCCUUGGACCGCUCUCUACCAGACAUCAGACAUCCAAACUGCAAGACGAAGCUGUACCUGGAGAACCUUCCCAACACCAGCAUCAUCAUCCCCUUCCACAAUGAGGGCUGGUCGUCCCUGCUGAGGACCAUCCACAGCAUCUCCUACCGCACCCCAGACCACCUCAUCGCUGAGAUCAUACUGGUGGACGACUACAGUGACAGAGAGCACCUGAAGGGCCGUCUGGAGGAGUACAUGGCCCGGUUCCCCAAGGUGCGCAUCGUUCGGACCAAGAAGAGGGAGGGUCUGAUCCGUACCCGUCUGCUGGGGGCCUCGGUGGCCAAGGGAGAAGUCCUCACCUUCUUGGACUCUCACUGUGAGGCCAACGUCAACUGGCUGCCCCCCCUGCUUGACCAGAUUGCCCAGAACCCCAAGACCAUUGUGUGCCCUAUGAUUGACGUGAUCGACCAUAACCACUUUGGAUAUGAAGCCCAGGCUGGGGAUGCCAUGAGGGGAGCCUUCGACUGGGAGAUGUACUACAAACGCAUCCCCAUCCCUCCAGAGCUCCAGGGCCCUGACACAAGUGAUCCCUAUGAGUCUCCAGUGAUGGCUGGAGGUCUCUUUGCCGUCAACCGUCAGUGGUUCUGGGAGCUGGGUGGCUACGACACUGGCUUGGAAAUAUGGGGCGGAGAGCAGUACGAGAUAUCGUUCAAGGUAUGGAUGUGUGGGGGCAGUAUGUACGACGUACCAUGCUCCCGAGUUGGACAUAUCUACAGGAAAUACGUCCCCUACAAAGUGCCAUCUGGAACAAGCCUAGCCAGAAACCUGAAGAGGGUGGCUGAGACAUGGAUGGAUGAGUACACAGAGUUCAUCUACCAGCGUCGUCCAGAGUACCGCCACCUGUCCACCGGGGACCUGACGGCCCAGAAGGAGCUGAGAAGACACCUCAAGUGUAAAGACUUCAAGUGGUACAUGAACGCUGUGGCCUGGGACCUGGCCAAGUACUACCCCGCUGUGGAGCCGCUGCCUGCCGCCUGGGGAGAGAUUCGUAACGCUGCAUCAGGUCUGUGUAUAGACUCCAAGCACGGCCCCACAGGGACAGAGCUGCGACUGGACGCCUGUCUGAAGGAGGGGGCUGAACGCACCUGGGCACACGAGCAGAUAUUUACAUUUGGCUGGAGAGAGGACAUCAGGCCAGGGGAUCCUCUCCACACCAGGAAGUUCUGCUUUGACUCCAUCUCCCAGAGUUCUCCUGUCACACUGUACGACUGCCACGGCAUGAAGGGCAACCAGCACUGGAGCUAUAGGAAGGAUAAAUUGCUGUACCACCUGGUGAGCAGCGGUUGCAUGGACUGCAGUCCCGGUGAUAAGAGGAUUUUCAUGAAUAAAUGCGACCCUGGGUCGGAGACGCAGCAGUGGCUGUUCCAGAGAGUCAACGCCACCGUCCUGGACAAAUUCAACAGCGCUGCGGCUGCCAGCUCCUAGGAACCAGGCGCCAACCCCCACGACAAAAAAACUAAACAAACGUGUGCAUUGUAGCAGCAAGUGGCCAGCCAGUUAGCUAGCGGUCCUGUCUCCCAGACCCCCCAGCUCAUCAACGUGGGGGCUACAAAGUGGAAAAGAAGGGGGUGGGGGGGCUGGGGCUGGGGCUAUGUUUCUGUUCUGUCUGCGGAUCCUCUGCCCGAUGGGAUCAGAUCCAAAAUGGAGGAUAAAGACUCCUUCCUGGCUGAAAGAGAUUCUGGGAUUCUGCCUGGUUCUGCCCAAUGGGCUGAUGGGACGUUCAAGGUCGCCUAUUCUCAGAGAACUAACCAGACUAGACUAGACCCAAGCUAAGCCGCCACACAGGGGCACCUUGCUGGUCGAGGACACAGAAACCUCCAGAACACUGUCCUCUAGGUCCUCUAUGGGUCAAAGGUCAAACACAGCAGGUCUAGUAGACUGUAUUUGUUUGUUUCAGGUUGAAAAAGGAAUGUUCCAACUGUCACUCUCUCAAGAUCGCAUGGUGGAUUUGUACUAUAUCGGAGGUUCAUGACGUUAAUUGCUCAUUUUUGUAAGGCUAUUUAUUUUCCAUGAUUAUUUAAUUAGUAUUUAUUUUGUAUUAAUUUAUUUAGUCUUUUUUUUUAAGAACAAUAAUUUAUUAAGUGUAUACUUGAAUGGGUUUUUCAGAUUUCUGGUCCCCGUGAUUGUACGAUUUGAAGUUGUGAAGUUCAGCCAAUGAAAAUGAUGUAGUAAACAUGAAUAAAAUUUGAAAAAAGUACAU